Molecule: messenger RNA, 2686 nt
Organism: Hypoxylon trugodes
Lineage: Eukaryota; Fungi; Ascomycota; Sordariomycetes; Xylariales; Hypoxylaceae
Product: ferric reductase like transmembrane component-domain-containing protein
Exons: 4
Coding region: 387-2264 (625 amino acids)
Biological process (GO): iron ion transport; copper ion import; intracellular iron ion homeostasis
Cellular component (GO): plasma membrane
Molecular function (GO): ferric-chelate reductase activity
Source: RefSeq, a predicted model, not a curated record
CUGGAGUGUCGAGUGACUUAGGUGCCCAGGCGCUUGCACCCGAGAUUUGGUCGUACAACUCGGAAGGUGGGCCAUGUUUGCUAUUCCGGGCUGGACCGUACGCACCUGGGCACGUUUAGCAUACGGAGCUAAUGUUGGUUGUUAUCUCGUAGCUGCUACCGAAAAUUUGGUAGUAGAUACCUUGACAUUUAAUGCGGACAUGUUAUUCAGGUUACCAUUUUCCUAGGUUUCCCGGAUUAAGCACCUUCGAUUCCACACGAUACACAGCGCCUAAUUACCUUCUUCCACACGUCUGAAACUGGUUUAGUGUGGUAGUAUAUAGUACCAAAUAGUUAGGCCGAAGUGGUGAAUGCCCUGGUAGAACGAUCGUCUACCACGAACUCAAGAUGUCGGCAAAAGCCAUGUCAAUGGGCGACGAGCCCAGCUCAGGGAACGUCACUAACCUUCCUCUCUCUGACCCUCGAUGUAAUAGCGACUCCUGUAAUGCUUUCAAGGCGGCUCAUCAGGCAUCUCAAGCUGCUGUGUCGUACGACCAUCAAUAUGAUUAUGGUCAUUACACCACUUGGUACUACCUGGCCGCCAUAGGCGUCGCAAUGCUCUUCUACUUCCACCGUCUAAACCGCAACCGCACGGCCCAACGAAGAGCUCCAGCCUCAAGUUCUUGGAAGGCGAAGAUAGAGCACAAGAUAUUGGCAGUCUUUCGGCUGGUCAAUUAUCGACAUUUGAAGGGACGUGCAGCCGACUACUUCGGAUUUCCUUCUCUCGGGACGCUGGCGUUCAUCGGCGUGACGUCUCUAUUCCUUCUCCUAAUGACCUUCCUAGUUCAUCCGUACUAUCGAGGUCGGCGAGGUUACGGUUCCCCCCCUCUGGCUGUCCGGACGGGGCUGAUGGCUCAAGCGUUAACUCCUAUUAUCGUGGCUCUAGCCGGCAAGGUCAACUUCAUCACCAUGUUGACCGGGAUUAGCCACGAGAAGCUAAACGUUUUCCAUCGUUGGGUAUCGUAUAUGUGCUUAUUCCUAAGCAUCGUUCAUACUGUGCCUUUCAUCGUGCAGCCCCUGAAAGAAGGUGGACCGGCUGCUCUCCGGAAGCAGUACUAUAAACCCGAAGGCAUGGAGUUUACCGGAACUCCACCCUUAGGAAUACUUGUAGGUAUCGUAGUGCUAUCAAUCCCCUGGAUUCGGCACCGAUUCUACAACUUCUUCUACCGGCUGCACAUUCCCAUGUACGUCGUGUACCUCGGACUUCUCUUCUGGCACUCCAAACAAGAAAAAGACUCAUGGGUGUAUCUCUACUCGACCCUUGCGAUCUGGCUCGCAUCCUGCCUAGUGCGCCUAUUUUACAAAUGGCAGACGUUCAGCAUUUUCCGCGAUUGGUUCUCGGGAUUCCCCGCAAGACUCGAAGAACUUCCAGGUGGGAUGACGAAAGUGACGGUUCUUGCCCCGUCGGACUUCCGAUGGAAACCCGGUCAGCAUUGCUGGAUCCGGGUACCGCACCUGUCGGUGCUGCAGAACCACCCCUUCACGAUUGCGAAUAUACCGAAGAUCGCGGCGCCGGGAAUAAAACGGGAUGCGGAUGUACAGGAGAUGAUCUUCUAUGUCCGCGCGCAUCAUGGUCUGACUCUUGACCUGCUUAAGUCCGUCGAGAAACACGAUGCUACCGAUGAUAGUGGUCGAUCGGUUUCCAUCCAUAUUGAUGGACCAUAUGGCGGAAUAGUGGAAGAUGUACCCGCCCUAUACGAAUCCCUGAUAUUCGUCGCUGGUGGAAGUGGAGUGUCCGCGUGUCUGCCCUGGAUUCAGUAUGCCGCGAGACGUGUAACUGAAGGUACUUCAGUAACUAAGAAUAUCCAUCUCAUCUGGAUGGUCCGAUACGCCAGUCAAAUCCACUGGAUAACGGAAGAGCUUCAACCCCUCGUCAACACGCACCCGGAUUUGAUCCAAGUUGAUUUCUUCGUCACGAACUCGGGCCCACCAGCGGUUUCCAGAACAGAUUCGGAGAAAAACUCCGACGAUGGAGCUACCAGCAGUAAACCAGGCGAAAAGAGCACAACAACAAUCAGCCCAAAGUUAGGACAAGUACACACUGAACGUCCUUACUUGCCUGACCUACUCCCGAACCUCCUCACAUCUAAGAGGUCCUUCAUUCUUGGUUGCGGGCCGGAAAGUCUCAGGACGGACUUGGCGAAUGCUGUAUCGGCAUCUCAGAAGAAGGUCUUAGCUGGCGGUGCUGACGUGAUCACAUUGCACACUGAAUCUUUUGGUUGGUGAUUGUGAAUGGAUACGGUAUCUGGGUUUCUCAUAUAAGGAGGUUGGAUUCGGGCAUUGGGAUAUAUAACGACUACACCAUCAUAUUGCACAAUAGGCAGUCUACUAAGAAGAAGUUAGUCAUAAAGGACCAGUGUAUUUAAUUUCACAUAAAUACCUAUUUUUACAAUGGAUGACUUGCAUCUCAACCCACUCUGUCGCAUGUGUAGGUACUUACACACAUAUCACUGCAUGUGAAUAUGUACCUCUCUUCUCCAAAUAUCAACCAAUAAAAACCAUCGCGUUUUCUCGUUAGGGCAAGCUACCCCGCAAUGGGUCGAUCGAGCAGCGCGGAAGUGACCCCUUAAAUACCUGCCCGUAAGCCUGUAAUUGUACAAAAAUACGCACCUAAAUCCCCUAAUCCAAUUGACUUGUUUCCCCUUGUC